AUGGAUGUUUCCAAGUUUGUUUCAUUUCCCUCCCUAUUCGCUGUUUCAGUAACGCUAGCACUCCUAGCGCUGGUAGCCUGUCUUUAUUUACUGAAUGGAGAAAAGGCAAAGCUCCCACCAGGCCCGCGAGGGCUGCCUAUUUUGGGUAACCUGCUGGACCUCGGUUCGAAUCCCCACCAGUCUCUCCACGCUCUUUCCAAGCGCUAUGGUGGCCUCAUGUAUCUCAAAUUAGGCACCACUCCCGCUCUCAUAGCUUCCUCACAGGAGGCUGCAGUUGCCAUUCUCAAGACUUUUGAUUCCGAUUUCGCUAACAGACCGGAAAACAUGGGAGCGGCUGCAGAUAUUCUCUUGUACGAUAGGAGCGACAUCACCAUGUCUUCCCAGUGGCCUAUGCUGCGAAAACUCUGUAUCUUCCACCUCUUGACCCCCAAAUGUCUGCUCAAGUGGCAGCAGUUCCGAGAAGAGGAGAUGGUACUGUUGCUCGCCUCUAUCUUUAAACAACGAGCCAGUGCUAUAAAUGUGGGAGAUUUUGUUAAUGUCUUUACUUCUAACGUUAUUGGAGAGAUGACGCUGAGGAUGAGACUAUUUGAUGAGAAUAAUGCAGAGGCCCAACAUUUCAGAGAGCUAAUGGAGGAAUUCUUAAUCGAGGGUGGUCGUUUUAGGAUUGGAGAUUUCGUUACUUUCUUAGAUUGGAUUGGGUUGGGUGGUUCUCUUGAUCAGGCCAAGAGUUUGAAGAAGCGCCUUGAUGAGUUUCUAGUGAGGAAGAUGGAGGAACAGAAGCGCAUGCUUCUGUUUAGAGAGGACAAUGACAACAAGGACUUUUUGCAAAUUCUCUAUGAACUCAAAUCUAGUUCUGUCGAAGAAGGAGGCCAACUUUCCGAGUCUAAUAUCAAAGGCAUUUUAUUAAACAUGAUUGCGGCAGGAACCGACACGGCUACCCGCACGGUGGAAUGGGCGAUGUCCGAGCUGAUUCGCCAUCCCCAUCUGAUGAAGAAAGUGAGAGACGAAGUGGAUGCAUGCGUGGGAAUGGAAGAGAGAGUAACAGAAUCUCAUCUUCCUCACCUCAAAUAUUUGGAAGCGGUUGUGACGGAAACUCUUCGACUGCAUCCUCCAACGCCACUAUUGCUUCCUCACGCAUCCCCAAAAUUUUCAAGCAAGAUAAUGGGGUAUUUAAUUCCCCCCAACUCACACGUAAUGGUGAAUGUGUGGGCCGUAGCAAGAGAUCCAGAUGCGUGGGAGAAGCCGCUGGAAUUUGAUCCAGAUCGCUUUGUGGACAAUCCUGUUAAUCUGCAUGGAAGGGACUUCCGAAUAAUACCGUUCGGUGCAGGGCGAAGAAUGUGCCCGGGCUAUAAUCUGGGCCUCCGUAUGAUUCAUUUUGCGCUUGCAAGCUUUGUUCAUGCAUUUGAUUGGUCGCUUCCAUCUGGUGAAGAACCCCAAGAUUUGGACAUGAGUGAGAAAUAUGAAGUCUCAAUUCACAGGAAUGUUCCUCUCAAACUGUUCGCCUCUCCUCGUCUAGCUACUUAUCUUUAUAACCCCCAGGUUCAUAUUAAUCGACGUAUAAGCUGUUUCUUAGGGCCAUAG
This is a messenger RNA of Cryptomeria japonica (Japanese cedar), 1581 nucleotides long. Its product is annotated as flavonoid 3'-monooxygenase CYP75B137. Bases 1 to 1581 code for a protein of 526 amino acids. The transcript has 2 exons. NCBI's taxonomy places the organism in Eukaryota, Viridiplantae, Streptophyta, Pinopsida, Cupressales, Cupressaceae. Gene Ontology annotation, molecular function: heme binding; iron ion binding; monooxygenase activity. The record is from RefSeq and is a predicted model, not a curated record.